UAUAUGGGUUUUAUCUACAUAUGAACUUAGAUUGAUGUACAGAUUAUUACAACAAAUAAAAAAACAGCAUCAUUGUUUUGUUUAAUAAAAGGCAGGAAAGACUAUUGGCACUUAUUAAAAAUUGCUCUCUGACACUUCUGUAUCAAAUAAAUGAGUUAGAGAGCUCCUGGAAACAUAACAUUAAUAUUUACCAUUGUUGAAAUAUUUAGGUAGGCUAGGUGAUUCCACCGACUGUAAAAGCAGUAGAUUUCAUUAAUUUACUUUUACUUUAAUUUACUAUUGUCGAAAUGCUGAGGUAGAUGAUUCCGUUGACUAAACAAGCACAUUUCUCUCCCUUUACCAGCCCCUCUGCGCCGCCUCCGGUCUUCCCUGUUCGCCUGCCCUUUACCUGGGGGCUCGUCAGUGGGAAUAGUCCAGGGCCUUCUCUUGCAUCUCAUUAGCGAAGUCCAGUCUCCAAAAAACACGAUUCACGAUCACUCGGGUAAUCCACAAUUCCCUCGUAAUUCCGCUUCAUAAUAAUCCCAAUUCCUCUUCGUUGCUUUUCCCUCAGUAAUUCCCGGUCUGCCUCCGUUCCCCCAAAAGAGCGAAUCCGGAUCUGAGGGGGGGGGGGGGGGGCUGGCGACCUGCACCUCCUCCAGCCUUUGAGAGGAAGUCCCCUGAGCCCCUGGUCCGGAGAGCCCGUGUGGCUGCCCGGCUCCCUGGGCUUCUGCGGGAGCCUUACCCGCUCCUGCGGCCGUGCUCUGCGCUGAGGCUGCGUGCGCUUUCCGUGUGUUGUGUCGGCCGAGGGAGUCCCCGGGCGGCAUGGACGUCCCUCGCGAGGCAGUGUAUUCCCUCAUUGGCAAAAUCCGGGCCGACGGUCAGCUGUGGGACCCGAGGCACAGGCACUACAAGAGGAGGGCGCUGAAGAGGAUGAAGAUGGUUGACAUCAGCAGGGAGCUGCAGCAGGAGUUCCCAGGGUACGCGGAUAAGCUGACUCCGGAUCAUUGUUACAAAAAAUUCCACUAUCUACGGAGUAACUUCCAUAAGCAGCUACGAAGAACUCAAAAUACUCCCAGUGGGUCAAGUAAAUGGGAAUUCUUCACAGCAUGCUCAUUUCUACACCCUGCAUAUAGAUUUAACUCCACCUCAAGCUUUGAAAUGCAGCAGAACAGUAAGUCUGCUGCAGAGCCUUCAGAGGAGCUGGUAUGGGAUGGUUCUGCUAAUGAUUUGAUUGAUCCUGAAAGUGCAGCUAGGGCGCCAGAGGAAGAAGUUGACCCUCUUGCCACGACUUCUGAACAGACAGGACUACCUUCUCCAACAGACUGUCCUUCCUCAACUUCAGGUGAAUCUAGGACUCCAACACCAACCAACUGCUUAUUUAUUACUCCAACUCCAGCAAGACCCAGGAGAAAGAGGAAACACAACGCCAGUGACAUUUCACAUACUGAGGACCUGUUGAUGCAAGAAUUAGCUAAUGUACAUAAUGAGUGGAAAAAUGUGAAGCAAUUAACUGCACCCUUGGAUCCUGUGCUAGAAUCUGUAAAGGGUUUUGUGAGGAUUUUAAAUGAGAGCCAUCCACACCUUAAGGCAAAGUUCCACAGAAAAGUUUUUGAAGCCAUGGCAGAGAUCUCACAAGAGUUUGGCUGAAACAAAAAUGUCUUUUCCUUCCAUGUGAAUUUGUACAAUACCUAUGGAUAUCAUUUACUCUUCUUGCCUAAGUGAAUAGUCUAUUUUCUCCUCUUCUUGGUUUUAAUGUAACUUUUAUAGGAAAUAUAUUUUUAUAUUACUAA
This is a messenger RNA of Penaeus chinensis, 1769 nucleotides long. RefSeq lists its product as uncharacterized. Lineage: Eukaryota; Metazoa; Arthropoda; Malacostraca; Decapoda; Penaeidae. Bases 802 to 1626 code for a protein of 274 amino acids. The record is from RefSeq and is a predicted model, not a curated record. The transcript has 4 exons.